AUGUGCCCCAAUACCGCCGUAACGAGGCCCAGUAGAGCACGGAGGCUGGAAACGCACGGCACUCGCAAAACUGAAAAUUCACCCCUGGGGGGUGGGGCUGGGAGGGGAGCCCCGGGAACACCACCAAGAACAAAAUGUGUUCAACUGCGGUGGUGUUGGGUACGACCAUACUUGGCCGAAUGCAACAUAUCCCGUCCGAUUUGUGAAGUUAAGCGGCCACGGGCCUCGUUAGUACGGCGGUCAGUGAUGGCGCUGGAACCCGGGGUGCCGUACCCUCCUCAACUUUUUUUUUGCCAACAUCUUGGGGUAGGUGCCUCGGCUCUGGGGUGA
This is a messenger RNA of Trypanosoma theileri, 330 nucleotides long. RefSeq lists its product as uncharacterized. The transcript has a single exon. The record is from RefSeq and is a predicted model, not a curated record. Bases 1 to 330 code for a protein of 109 amino acids. Lineage: Eukaryota; Euglenozoa; Kinetoplastea; Trypanosomatida; Trypanosomatidae.